Molecule: messenger RNA, 2888 nt
Organism: Pseudocercospora fijiensis CIRAD86
Lineage: Eukaryota; Fungi; Ascomycota; Dothideomycetes; Mycosphaerellales; Mycosphaerellaceae
Exons: 1
Coding region: 1-2862 (953 amino acids)
Biological process (GO): double-strand break repair via single-strand annealing, removal of nonhomologous ends; nucleotide-excision repair involved in interstrand cross-link repair; double-strand break repair via homologous recombination
Cellular component (GO): nucleotide-excision repair factor 1 complex
Molecular function (GO): damaged DNA binding; single-stranded DNA binding; single-stranded DNA endonuclease activity
Source: RefSeq, a predicted model, not a curated record
AUGGCCACAGCCGCCGACGAUGCAGUCGCCGUCGCCGUCGCCAACCCGCCCGUCCGCCUUUCGCUGCCUCUCGAAUUCCAGCAAGACAUAUUCCACGAACUGCGCGACGAAGACGUGCUGCUAGUGCUCGCGCGCGGACUGGGUCUGCUCCGCCUUGUCACGAACCUUCUACACAGCUACGAUGCCGCCGGCCACAAUCUCGUCAUCCUCGUCGGCGCAGAUGAUCGCGAGAAUGACUGGAUUGGCGAGUCGCUGGCAGAGCACGCGGCGGUCAGCGGCAGCCCAAAAUGUCGAGGCAUGCAGCUGGUCAACACCGACAUGACCAAUGUUGGGUCGAGAGAGAAGAUGUACAAGGGAGGAGGCAUAUGCAGCAUCACAAGUCGAAUUCUGAUUGUCGACUUCCUGUCUGGUCUCCUUGAUCCUGCGACUGUGACUGGCUUGGUGAUACUUCAUGCCGAUCGCGUUGCAGCCACGAGCUUGGAGGCGUUCAUCGUGCGAAUCUAUCGGCAGAAGAAUAAGAAAGGCUUCCUCAAAGCUUUUUCCGACCAGCCUGAACCUUUCACAACAGGCUACCAGCCUCUCACGAGUAUCCUGAGAAAUCUAUUCUUACGCAAGCCGAUUCUAUAUCCACGAUUCCAUGUCACAGUCGCAAAGAGCUUGGAGGGGAAGCGCAAGGCAGAAGUGAUAGAGCUGGAAGUGCCGAUGACAGAUGCUAUGCGGGACAUUCAGAAUGCUGUGCUGGAAUGCGUCGAGGUCAGUAUAUCAGAAUUGAAGAAGAUGAACACCGGCACGAUUGAGAUGGAAGACUGGAACCUAGAUUCCGCACUGCAUCGCUCAUUCGAUUCGAUAGUGCGAAGACAGCUAGAUCCGGUGUGGCACAGAGUCAGCUUCAGGACGAAGAUGAUUGUUCGAGACUUGACCAUGCUGAGAACCAUUCUCCAUUCGCUGUUGACUCUCAAUGCUGUCGAUUUCAACAAGUAUCUGGAUACCGUACUUGCUGCUUCAAGCCCGCCGCCGAACUCUUCAAGAAAAGAUGUCUCGCCUUGGCUGUUUUUGGAUGCGGCGCACACUCUAUUCGACUCUGCGAAGAGAAGAGUCUACACCGGCAAGAUUGCAGAUGGACCUAUUGCAACAGCCGAGCAAGAUGGGCUGCAUCCCGUUCUCGAGGAGCUUCCAAAGUGGGCACUCUUGGCAGAGAUCCUGGAAGAGAUCGAGAGAGACACAUACUUCAAUCCACGCCCGGAUGAUGAGUCAAGCGGUGCCAUUCUGAUCAUGUGCGCCGACCAGGGUACUUGCCGGCAGCUGCGAGAGUAUCUACAAACCAUGAGACAAGAAGCAGAGGAGGAUCGGCGAGCAAGAGAGGCAGAUGAGGUCGAUGAUGGAGAGUCGAAAGUCAGCGCUCGAUAUAUGAUGCGACGCAAGCUGCGAUACUACUUGCAAUGGAAACGGGACUUUGCAAAAGUCAGCAACAGUCUUUUCGCCGCGAAUGAGAAGGAGAUCGACGGCACUGCGAAGAAGCUGCAUGGACCACAGGCAAAUCGUGGUCGAGCACCGCCGAACAAGCGGAGACGAGUCAGAGGAGGGGGUGACGUUGGUGCUGGUCCAGGUCGGACGGCAAUGGGCGCAGUUGGAGUCGCAGGCGACAAAGACUCACACAUCCAGGCACUAAUCCAAGAUCUCGACAGGACGAACUUCACGGAGGAUAACACAGCAGCAAAAGUGGAUCUUGGCGCAGAUCCGCUCGAUGAUAUGGACGACUAUUACGAACUUUACGAUAUGAAAGACCUUGUGCUAAUACACCCUUACGACGGCGACAUGGACGACCAUCUGCUUGAGGAAAUUAAGCCAAGAUAUGUCAUCAUGUACGAGCCGGAUGCGGCAUUCAUCCGACGAAUAGAAGUGUACAGAAGUAGCCACAGCAACCGUCAAGUGCGUGUGUACUUCAUGUACUAUGGUGGUAGUGUAGAAGAGCAGCGCUACCUGUCCGCGGUACGAAGGGAGAAGGAUUCCUUUACGAGACUGAUCCGCGAGCGUGGAAACAUGGCCAUGACUUUCACCCACGAUUCUGACAACAUGGACCCUCAGGAAUCAUUCUUGCGCACAGUCAACACCAGAAUCGCUGGCGGUGGGCGAUUGACGGCCACUGCUGAACCCCCGCGCGUAGUCGUCGAUGUUCGAGAGUUCCGCAGCAGUUUGCCAUCACUCUGUCAUGGCCGCAACAUGGUCGUCAUCCCAUGUAUGCUGACAGUGGGCGACUACGUGCUUACGCCCGAUAUCUGCGUUGAGCGAAAGAGUAUCGGCGAUCUAAUCUCUUCCUUCAAUAAUGGCCGCCUUUACAACCAGGCCGAGACUAUGUUCCAGCACUACAAAUCUCCUAUGCUGCUGAUCGAGUUCGAUGCCCAGAAAGCCUUCACGCUCGAGCCUUUUGCCGACCUCACGUCUUCUGUCGGCAGCAAAGACAUGGUGGGCACAGAUCUACAGUCGAAGCUGGUCCUUUUGACACUGGCAUUUCCCAGGCUUCGCAUCAUCUGGUCAUCUUCGCCAUAUCAGACGGCAGAGAUCUUCGAAGAGCUCAAGAACAAGCAGGAUGAGCCAGAUCCCAUCAAGGCUGUGCAGACUGGCCUUGAGAAUGGAGAAGAUCCUGAGACAAGGACUUUUAGCCAGGUUCCGCAAGAUAUGCUGCGCUGUGUGCCGGGUGUUACCAGCAAAGCCCUCAAUAAGCUGAUACUGGAGUUUGAGAAUGUGCUUGACGUGGCGAAUGCGAGAGAGACUAUGCUCGCGGACUUGAUUGGGAAGGAGAACGCGAGACAGAUCAGAGCUUUCUUCGAUCGAAGUGUCUGGGAAGAUGGUGGCGCCGAGUGAGCUGUCACAGUCUUACUUCAUGCUCA